UAAAAAAAAAAAAAAAUGUUUAUUAUGUUCGUGUCAUAUUACCGAGGGUGAUCUACAUAAAGCUAGGGCUACAUGUCAUUGAGUGGAAAUGGAUAAGCUUAAAUUAUUGACGUAAUUUGGUUACACGAGAUGUUUCUGUUACAGUGUGCUACAUGAGUAUAAAUAAGAAACAAUAGCUUCCUUUUUGUCUUUUUUCUUUUUUUCUCAAAUCAAUUUUUAUAUAUUUACAUGCAGCGCUCUAAUAGUAACCCAACAACCUCGUUAACAAAAAGGAGAUCCUUUCGUGGUUGGCUCAAACGAGUCACUCUUCCUAAUGGUAGCCAAAGAAAGGUCGGACCAGAUAACAUGCCUAAAGGGGGUGUAUUUGGUAUCCCUCUAGUCAUGUCAAUAAAAUACGCAAAGACGACUGUGGGAUAUAUUGAUGAAGACAACAUAAAACACACAAAAGCUGGUGCCAUUCCUAUCAUUGUUGCAAAAUGCGGUUCCUUUCUCAAAAAAAAUGCUCUUGAUGUCGAGGGUAUCUUUCGAAUUUCCGGUAGCGCAAAGCGUGUAAAUGCUCUGGAAUUUCAGUUUGAUCAAAGCACUAGCAGUUAUGGGUUGGAUCUAAACUGGGAAGGUUACACUGUACAUGAUGCAGCAAGUCUUUUCAGAAGAUACUUGAACAGAUUACCUGAUCCGGUUAUCCCUUUUCAAUAUUACCAGCAAUUUCGUGAUGUGAUGAGUAGUAAUCCACCUAAAGACACAGAACAGCGUAUUGAACUGUUUCAAAAGUUGAUCCAAAGCCUGGAGCCUGCCCAUCAACAUCUUUUACUCUAUCUUCUCGAUUUCUUGAACUUAUUCGCCACUGCUGAGGCAGAAACCAAAAUGGAUAUACCUAAUCUCGCUGCAGUCUUUAGCCCUGGUAUUCUUCGCCAUCCAGAUCACAAUACCCCUAUUCAAUACAAAAUUUCUCAACACGUCAUUGAGUUUUUAAUUGAAUUCCAAAAAUUAUUCACCAUGCAGUUGUUGGUCCCUUCUAGAGUAAAGAAGACAGCAAGCAGUAUAGUACCUCCUGUUCCUUUACUUUUACCCUCAUCAGUGGGUAACCAGCUUUCACCUCCUCCAGUUCCAUUACAUGUUGCCAACCCUUCUGCCCCAUCCAUAAAAUCAUCUCUUGCUCCUAGCAGUAUCGACAAUAACUCCUUUAUUGAUUCGCCCCUUGAGAUAACUCAACAACGCAAUGUCCAAUCGCAACCACAACCACAACAAACCAACGACCUUGGAGAUAAACUCAUUCGAUUAGCCACACCUUAUUAUCGCAUUUUGAGACAGAAAAUUACCGAAUUAGGACUUUAUGUGGAACCUAUUGUUGCCAAACCAAUUGCCCUUUUAGCUUGCUUCUCGAUACUCUUUGUUACUGUUGCAGUUGUUAUUUAUGAAUUAUACUUGGCUGCUACUUUGGUUAGCUUUGAACCUUUAAUGUUCUUUACUGGACUAGCUUCUUAUUGGGGACUUUUAUAUCACAAUGAAGAGCCUUCGUCCUCCUCAUCCGCCUCCAUUUUUGCAGCAGACAAUGAUUCAGUUAUGAGCAGAUCUAGCCGAUUUAAUGAAGAGGAGGACUUUGCCCCUCCUAGUGAUGGUAGCAGUUCGAGCGAUGAAGAUGAAGAUCUCGGAUUCGAUCCCGCUACUCUUGAAGCUUAUUUUACGCAGUAUGACAAAGAGAAAACAGACCAAAUUAAAAGAGAUGCUGAGUUAGCCCAAAAACUUCAAAUUGAAGAACAAAAGGCGCGUGAUGAAAAUAAUCCCUUUGUUGUAGAAACUAUGGCCGUCGGUAAAGCUCCUAUUGAUGCUUUCGACGAUGAUAAGGUAACCACACCAACUGACAAAGAAGCUUGGAAAAUCAGAGUCUUUCGCGACCAAUAA
Molecule: messenger RNA, 1902 nt
Organism: Mucor mucedo
Lineage: Eukaryota; Fungi; Mucoromycota; Mucoromycetes; Mucorales; Mucoraceae
Product: Rho GTPase activation protein
Exons: 6
Coding region: 229-1902 (557 amino acids)
Biological process (GO): signal transduction; regulation of fungal-type cell wall organization; activation of GTPase activity
Cellular component (GO): cell cortex
Molecular function (GO): GTPase activator activity
Source: RefSeq, a predicted model, not a curated record